AUGUCCGACUUGGAAACAGUUGCUAAAUUUCUCGCUGAAUCAGUUGUUGCUUCUACGGCUAAAGCUUCUGAAAGAAAUUUAAAGCAGUUGGAGACGCAAGAUGGAUUCGGUUUGACUUUAUUGCAUGUUAUUGCUUCUACAAAUCUGCCGUUAUCUACUAGAUUGGCAGGUGCUUUGUUCUUCAAAAACUUUAUUAAGCGGAAAUGGGUAGAUGAAAAUGGCAAUCAUUUACUACCGGCUAACAAUGUAGAACUGAUCAAAAAAGAAAUAGUUCCCUUAAUGAUAAGUUUGCCAAACAAUUUGCAGGUCCAAAUCGGAGAAGCAAUCUCUGGUAUUGCAGAAUCUGAUUUUCCUGACAGGUGGCCCACGCUUUUGAAUGAUUUAGCUUCCAGAUUAAGUAACGAUGAUAUGGUAACAAAUAAAGGUGUUCUUACAGUGGCACAUUCUAUUUUUAGGAGAUGGAGACCUUUAUUUAGAUCUGAUGAACUUUUCUUGGAGAUUAAAUUAGUUCUUGAUGUGUUUACCUCUCCUUUUUUGAAUCUAUUGAAAACGGUUGAUGAACAAAUAACAGUAAAUGAAAAUAAUAAAGCGAUGCUAGAUAUUUUGUUUGAUGUGUUGUUAGUAUUAAUUAAAUUAUACUACGAUUUUAAUUGCCAAGAUAUACCUGAAUUUUUUGAGGAUAACAUUCAAGUCGGUAUGGGUAUAUUUCAUAAGUAUUUAUCAUAUUCAAAUCCUUUAUUGGAGGACCUCGAUGAAACUGAACAUGCGUCUGUUCUUAUAAAAGUAAAGUCCUCGAUCCAAGAACUCGUUCAAUUAUACACAACAAGGUAUGAAGAUGUCUUUGGACCCAUGAUCAAUGAGUUUAUUCAAAUUACUUGGAAUCUUUUGACUUCACUUUCAAAUCAGCCAAAAUAUGAUAUUUUAGUAUCCAAAUCUUUGUCAUUUUUGACCGCGGUAACACGUAUCCCGAAGUAUUUUGAGAUUUUCAACAAUGAAGCAGCCAUGAAUAAUAUCACAGAACAAAUAAUUUUGCCGAAUGUUACGUUACGUGAGGAGGAUGUUGAGCUUUUUGAAGAUGAUCCAAUUGAAUAUAUCCGUAGAGAUUUAGAAGGUUCAGAUACGGACACUAGAAGAAGGGCGUGUACUGAUUUUUUGAAGGAGUUGAAGGAAAAAAAUGAAGCGUUAGUGACAAACAUAUUUUUGGCCCAUAUGAAGGAGUUUGUUAACCAAUAUAUGAGUGACCCAUCCAAGAAUUGGAAAUUUAAGGAUCUAUAUAUUUAUCUAUUCACUGCACUAGCAAUUAAUGGAAAUAUUACCAAUGCUGGUGUUUCAUCCACUAAUAUUUUAUUGGAUGUUGUAGAUUUUUUCACAAAGGAAAUUGCUCCAGACCUUACUUCAAGCAAUAUUCCCCACAUCAUUUUGAGAGUGGAUGCUAUCAAAUAUAUCUACACUUUUAGAAAUCAAUUGACCAAAGCCCAAUUGAUUGAACUAAUGCCUAUUUUGGCCACAUUUUUACAAACAGAUGAAUAUGUUGUUUAUACCUAUGCUGCUAUUACUAUCGAGAAGAUUUUAACUAUUAGAGAGUCGAAUACAUCACCUGCUUUCAUCUUUCAUAAGGAAGAUAUUUCAAAUAGUACUGAAGUUCUUUUGAAAAAUCUCAUUGCAUUAAUCCUAAAGCAUGGGAACUCACCUGAAAAACUAGCUGAAAACGAAUUUUUAAUGAGAUCCAUUUUUAGGGUCUUGCAGACGUCUGAAGAUUCCGUUCAACUCUUAUUCCCUGAAUUAUUGGCCCAAUUUAUUGAAAUUGUAACGAUAAUGGCGAAGAAUCCAUCAAAUCCAAGAUUCACCCAUUACACUUUUGAGUCCAUUGGUGCCAUUUUGAAUUACACGCAAAGACAAAACUUAUCAUUAUUUGCAGAAUCUAUGAUGCCAACAUUUUUAACUAUUCUUUCUGAAGAUAUUCAAGAGUUCAUUCCAUAUAUCUUCCAAAUUAUAGCAUUUGUUGUUGAGCAGUCCGUAACGAUUCCGGAAAGCAUCAAGCAGUUGGCACAACCUUUAUUAGCACCAAAUGUGUGGGAGUUGAAAGGUAAUAUCCCUGCUGUGACAAGGUUAUUAAAAAGUUUUAUAAAGGCAGAAUCCUCAAUUUUCCCUGAUCUAGUCCCUGUUUUAGGUAUCUUCCAAAGAUUGAUCGCUUCGAAGGCUUAUGAAGUUCACGGAUUUGAUUUAUUAGAGUAUAUCAUGCUUUUAAUCGAUAUUAACCGUUUAAGACCAUAUAUAAAACAAAUUGCGGUUUUAUUACUACAGAGAUUACAAAAUUCUAAAACAGAAAGAUAUGUCAAAAAAUUAGUCGUUUUUUUUGGGUUAAUCUCGAAUAAGUUAGGCUCUAAUUUUUUGAUUCAAUUUAUUGACGAAGUUCAAGAUGGAUUGUUCCAACAAAUUUGGAGUAAUUUCAUUAUUACCACAUUACCUACUAUUGGUAAUCUAUUAGAUCGUAAAAUUGCAUUGGUCGGUGUCUUAAAUAUGGUUAUAAAUGGACAAAUCUUCCAAAACAAAUAUCCCACUUUGAUUUCAAGUACUAUGAAUUCCAUAAUAGAGACUGUAUCAUCACAGAGUAUUGCAAACUUGAAGAACGAUUUUGUGGAUUUAGACAACCUGGAGGAAAUUUCCACAUUCGGUUCCCAUUUCAGUAAGCUAGUUAGUAUUAGCGAAAAACCAUUUGAUCCCUUGCCAGAAAUCGAUGUUACCAAUGGCGUUAAAUUAUAUGUUGUUGAAGCACUAAACAAAUACAAUAAUAUGUCUGGGAAUACAUUUUUAAAUACCCUUUUACCUCAAUUGACUCAGGAAAACCAGAUAAAAUUGAACCAACUAUUAAUUGGUAACUAA
Molecule: messenger RNA, 2883 nt
Organism: Saccharomyces mikatae IFO 1815
Lineage: Eukaryota; Fungi; Ascomycota; Saccharomycetes; Saccharomycetales; Saccharomycetaceae
Gene: CSE1
Product: importin-alpha export receptor
Exons: 1
Coding region: 1-2883 (960 amino acids)
Biological process (GO): protein export from nucleus; protein import into nucleus
Cellular component (GO): cytosol; nuclear envelope
Molecular function (GO): nuclear export signal receptor activity; small GTPase binding
Source: RefSeq, a predicted model, not a curated record